Messenger RNA from Aspergillus mulundensis, 2778 nucleotides. Its product is annotated as serine/threonine-protein kinase. The transcript has 4 exons. The coding region runs from base 1 to 2778 and encodes 925 amino acids. Gene Ontology annotation, molecular function: ATP binding; protein serine/threonine kinase activity. NCBI's taxonomy places the organism in Eukaryota, Fungi, Ascomycota, Eurotiomycetes, Eurotiales, Aspergillaceae. Gene Ontology annotation, biological process: intracellular signal transduction; peptidyl-serine phosphorylation. The record is from RefSeq and is a predicted model, not a curated record.
AUGUCGGAGGAGCAAAGAAGCCCAGCACAGCGCCCGCUGAAACCUAGCGGCUCGAAUUUUCUCGGACAAUCAAGGACAGGAUCAGCUUUGUCAGAAGGGUUGGGAUCCGAUGGUGCUGUCGGGCGGCUCCCCAAGGACAACAUUCGGGUUCGCAUUCAGCAACGAAGCUCUCGUUUACUCUCGCUUUUAGGCCUUAAGAAUCCUACUCAUACCGUUAAACCGGACAACUCUCGUGGCACAGCCAGCGGUUCUUCCGAGGCUGAAGGAACUCCACAACAGGACGCCUUCGACCAUUCCAAAGCCUAUCCUGACAUUAUCAGACCAGGGUCUACUAAGCGGUCAGAGUCACCAACAAGCGCUGCGCAGGCGCCAAAGCAAGGGGAAGGGGAAACACCAGAUGAGGGCACUGCGUCUCCGAUCUUUGUCGAUCUGAAACGAAGCCAGUCCACCCCUGUCGAAAUCGCCAGGAUUGUAUCUAUGAAAUUGUCCACAACGUUCGGUAGUCCUACUGUUAUUCAUCGUUCGCAUCUCAACCGACCGAGCGUACAGGCUCUCCCCUUUCAAGCGUCGCUAAACACGUCUGUCAAUGCUAAUCCACCAGCCAACAUCAAUCCAAAUGGGAGUUCCGGCUCAUCAACGCCUAGUAGCAAAGGCUCACCGGGCGACAGUUUGUCCACAGCCCCUACCUCCGUAUCCCCAGGAAGUUCAAGGCCAUCAGGAGAUGUCAACAAUGGUCAGCCCAUCUUCUUUAAGCAUCAUACAUCACAUGCCAACCUCAUCGAAUGUCCGCUCAGCCCGGUCAAGGAAACACCGGUUAUCUCACCUUCUAUUCUGACGGCCGAAGCCGCUGCUAAUGCAAAAGUGUUCUUCGAAACCUACUUCCAUACUCUUUAUUCUGGAGUUGACGAUCGAACUCAACGUCAGUUGGAACUUGAUCACUACAUCCUUUCCCUUCCCCUAAGUCCCGAAGAGAAGACCAAAGUCAAGAAGCAGUGGGUUGCCCAGGAGCGGGAGUAUCUUCGCCAAUGUCGAGUCUUGAAGAGCCGUUCGCAUGGCCAAAGCUCUCGCGAUGAAACCCCAUCCCUCGCAGGGUUUGAAGUCAUAAAAAUACUAGGGAGGGGUAGCUUUGGGGUCGUUCGACUGGUGAAAGAAAAGAGCGCAGACUAUCCGCCAGGUCAGGCUACGGAACACGCCCAGUCGGUCAGGGCUCCGCUUAGCCCUAAAGGUGGCCAUCGCCAGGCAAUGACCGGGGUGAAAAAGGAUGUCUUCGCUAUGAAGGUCAUCAGGAAAUCAGUGAUGAUCCGAAACAGUCAGGAGGGUCAUCUCCGUGCGGAACGCGACUUUUUGGUGGCGUCCUCGAAAUCACGCUGGAUUGUGCCCUUGAUAGCAAGCUUUCAGGACCACAGUUACCUAUACCUGGUCAUGGACUACAUGGUUGGUGGUGAUUUUCUUGGCUUGUUGAUGCGCCAUAACAUCCUGGCUGAAGAAAUUGCCCGGUGGUACGUCGCAGAGAUGAUUCUGUGUAUUGAAGAAGCCCAUCGGCUUCACUGGAUCCAUCGCGACGUGAAACCCGACAAUUUCCUCAUCUCCGCCUCUGGGCACCUGAAGAUUUCUGAUUUCGGCCUCGCCUUCGACGGACACUGGGCUCAUGACCAGUGGUAUUUUACUUAUCAGCGGCAUUCUUUACUUAAGCGGCUUGGUAUUCAGGUCGACGGGGAUGCAGAAGACCAGAAAGAAUUGCAGGACGCUCACAACGAGUCCUCUGGUGCAGUUCGUGAGGAUGGAUUCAUGGAUGACGACUGGAUACACCCACCCACCAACGGCCUACUUGGAUGGCGCGACAAGAAUCAGAAACGUAGAAUGGCGAGGAGCGUCGUUGGGACGAGUCAGUAUAUGGCGCCAGAAGUCAUUCGUGGCCACCCCUACGACGGCCGCUGUGACUGGUGGAGCAUUGGUAUCAUUCUUUACGAGUGCCUCUACGGUUUCACUCCAUUUGCAUCCGAGGACCGCCAUAAGACGAAGAUGAAGAUCCAUCAUCAUCUACAAACGUUAUAUUUCCCCGUUCAUCGACCGACCGACAAACUGGUAUCUGCAGAAGCAAUUGAUGUUAUCAACUCCCUUCUCCAGGAAAGAGAAUUCCGCUUGUCCUCGAGCAAAUACAAGUCAAAUGAUACCCUCACUUCCAGGCCAACCAAAUGCUUCUUCUACAAGCCGGACGGCUCCAACCAGAACUACCAAGGUCUUUACGUUUAUCCCAAUGAUGCGGCUGAUAUCAAGUCUCAUCUCUUCUUCCGUGGAAUUAACUGGGACGAGAUUCAUCGCAUGUCGCCGCCAUUCGUUCCCAAGGUCAGAGGAUGGGAAGACACUAGGUACUUCGAGGACGGGGAAUACCCGACAGACCACGAUGAUGAGUCUACAGAUUCCGAGGCCGAUCAAGCAAACGAAGGUGUCUCACCCGAGGGCAAGGGAGGGCUGCAUAAACAUGAGUCACCUUCAAAGAAUGAUGUUAGACCCAGCGCGCAUCUGCCAGGAAAUGAUGGUGCCAAGGACAAUGCAAAGCCUCCUGCCAAGGGAAAGAAGAAGCACAAGGAACCCCGACGGCCACGGGACAAGAUUCUACGGGACAAACGACUUCGGAGGACCGUACUUGAGAUGCGUAAGAAGGGUGCAUUUCUGGGAUACACAUACCGACGACCUAAGGGAGUGAUAAUGGCGCUCACUCCGGACAGGGGCCGGCCCUUUGUCUCGCGAGGUCAGCUGUCAGAGUUGUAUGGAUGA